ACUUGUCAAACAGACCUUUCACUGGAAAAAUGUGAGCGCUGGGAGCGUGAUAGCAAACGUCCCCCUGUCUUGGACCCUGCAACACGUUCAGCCGCGAUAAACAUGAACCUGAACUCGAAGCCUACGUCUACCGAAUGGCAACAAACGAGAAUAUUAAAAGUAUCAUCGGCAGUGUUCUAUGCUGUCAGCUCCUUUUUGAUAAUCGUUGUUAAUAAGAUUGUCUUGACGAACUACAGAUUCCCAUCAUACAUGUUCCUCGGAAUAGGACAGAUGGCAAUGACUAUUGUUAUUCUGUAUGCCGGUAAAACUCUCCACUUCAUUCAUUUCCAAGACUUUGACAAAAGUAUAUUUAAAAAGAUAUUUCCUCUUCCCCUGUUGUAUGUGGGGAACCAUCUUACAGGACUGGCCAGCACUAAGAAGUUAAGUUUGCCAAUGUUUACAGUACUGAGGAAAUUUACAAUACUGAUGACCAUGGCUCUGGAAUACAAAAUAUUAAGGAAAACAUUUCCCAAGAGUUUGGUGUACAGUGUGUUUGCCAUCAUCGUUGGAGCUGUAGUGGCAGCAGGCUCUGAUGUAGCGUUCGAUGCGGAGGGGUAUACCUUCAUUCUGCUCAACGACGUCUUCACAGCUUCAAGUGGGGUCUACACCAAGCAGAAACUAGGUUCUGAGGGUCUGGGUAAAUACGGAGUGCUUUUCUACAACGCACUUCUUGUUAUCCUCCCAACGCUGUUACUGAGUGCGUACACUGGAGACCUGCAGAGGGCUGUUGCGUUUGAAGACUGGCACAGCCUGCCAUUCCUCUCCUGCUUCCUGAUGUCCUCUGUCAUGGGAUUCAUUCUGAUGUACUCCAUCGUGUUGUGCAGUCACUACAACAGCGCCCUCACCACGGCCGUGGUGGGAGCCAUUAAGAAUGUUGGAGUGGCGUACAUCGGCAUGUUUGUGGGAGGCGAUUACCUGUUCUCGUGGUUCAAUUUCAUUGGCUUGAAUAUCUGUAUGGCGGGCGGGCUGGCGUACUCCUACCUCACCUUUCACAGCAGCAGCAGCAGCGCACCUGAUCCUGAGCCCGGUCCAGCAGAAGAAAAGGUCAGGGUUCAAAUACAGGAGGAGGUCAGCGAAAGCAGGCUAAGGAGGAGUGGAUCUCUCAACUCCUGCUGACCUGUGACCUCUUUCCGUCACAGCCCUCCCCCAUGUACCGGAGUUUUUUUUUAGACAUUUCAAUUUUUUUAUGAAUUGGCACAUUAUUUAUUUUGUAAGAGCAUAUAUUUAUGACCUUUGAACCACAGCUGAUGAACUGUUAUAUGAAUUAAGCGAAUACACUUAUUAAAUGUCCAUUCGUGUAAA
Messenger RNA from Clupea harengus (Atlantic herring), 1341 nucleotides. RefSeq names its product solute carrier family 35 member D2 (gene slc35d2). NCBI's taxonomy places the organism in Eukaryota, Metazoa, Chordata, Actinopteri, Clupeiformes, Clupeidae. The record is from RefSeq and is a predicted model, not a curated record.